This is a messenger RNA of Stylophora pistillata, 1342 nucleotides long. Its product is annotated as stimulated by retinoic acid gene 6 protein-like. Gene Ontology annotation, cellular component: plasma membrane. Gene Ontology annotation, biological process: vitamin A import into cell. The record is from RefSeq and is a predicted model, not a curated record. Gene Ontology annotation, molecular function: signaling receptor activity; retinol transmembrane transporter activity. NCBI's taxonomy places the organism in Eukaryota, Metazoa, Cnidaria, Anthozoa, Scleractinia, Pocilloporidae.
AACAGCCGCGACGAGAAAGAAAGAGAGAGGAGACUGGGAACGAGACUGUCGACAUUACGCUCUCCUGGAAAGCAAACGUCUGCGGGGCUCAGAAAAGCAGUCAUAAUGGCUUCAGAUGCGACAAAUGAGAACGAUUGUGUGAAGGCUCUCAAACAGAGUAGACAAUUUGAUUUUGGAUGUCUUGCUCCUGCAUUGGUUAUAAUUUUCGUUCUUUCAUUCCUGAAGCGACGCACCAAGUUUAAAUUGGAGCUCUGGGAUGGGCGUCCUGGACUACUGAUACCGAUGAACUUUCUUGGCGGUCUUAGUAACAGAUGGACCAUUGCUUUCACGUUUGGAGCCACAGGCAGCACUGUUCUGACCAUGGCAUUGGGUGGAAAAGGCAGUAUCUCGAUUAUCCCAUCUGAAUCUCCCUGGGUAAAAAUUAUUGAUGUUUUCUUGGCUGUCCUCCUGAACACCAUAUUAUUCUAUCCAUAUUUUGCCUGUCUCACAAAUGAAUGCAAGUUACUUGGCGCUAUUCUCGGUUUCCUCUAUGGUGUGUUGAGAUUUUCUUUUCAACUUGCGACACAGAUACGUUGCUACGUUGCGUUUAAGGAAAUAGGAUCCAUCGCACUGACUUACAUUAUUUCCCAUCUGCCGACCACCAUGUGCCUUAGUUUUAUUACAGUGAGAUUUGCUUUCCUUGUGAUAAGAAGAGUUAAGAAUGUAUGGUCUAAACGUUCUACGGAGUCAGCUGGAAACGACCCUUCCUCCCGCUCACUGGCUCAUGAUUCUGACGUUGUUCACGUGAAGUUCAUUUUAGGCCAAAAACCUCAAAUAUACCCAGACAAAGCAGAGUGGUACUGGAAGAUUCUCCACUUUUUUUACAUGCCAAGGGCAGAUUUCAAGUUCUCCACUCAGUUCAUAUCAACAGUCUUUCUCAUCGGGAUAGCUGUUUUCGAAGUCUCACUGACAUUUCUCAUACUGUUGGGAGAUCAGUCUAACGUUUUAGUUACCUAUUUUGGCGUUGAUGUACAAGUACUGAGAGGUUGUCUUUACGGAUCGUAUAUUUUCGCUGCUCUGAUAUAUGUUAUAACAACUCUUCAUUUCAUGAAGUGCCACAGGGAAGAGGUCUGAGUUAUACUGGAUACCAAGUCGCCUAUGCCGUGAUUGGUUUCGUCGUGUUGUCAAAUCUGGGCUUUCUUUUGAUUCUCAUACCAAGUGUUGAUCAGACAAUACGCAAUUUGAUUUGGAAAUGGACAAAGGGACUUGUGCCAUCGAUAGUGCUGACCGUCAUUUUACGACUGUUCCAGCGCUUUCUCUUAUCUCAAUAUGUUUUUCGUGACAGAGAAUACCCGAAUUUCUC